CUGGAGAGAGGAGGCGUGGCCCUGGGGAUGGUUGCCAGGCGAGCGCCUUUGGCGCGACUCUUGGGAGGUUAGGGGUAAGCCUGGGUCUACGACAGGAGACUGGCCUGAAAGGCCGGGUGGGGAGCAGGGCCACGCCACCCCCUCUGCAGACUGACUGGACCCUGGAGCCCUGUGUCCCCUCCUCCCGUACCGCCCUAGCCCGGUCCAUCGCGGCCACAGGGCCUGCAACCCUAGCUAACCCUCCAGCAGCCGCGUCCUGGCUGGUGGCUGGCUACCAUGGUGAAGCUGGCCGCGAAAUGCAUCCUGGCAGGAGACCCGGCGGUGGGCAAGACGGCCCUGGCCCAGAUGUUCCGCAGUGAUGGGACCCAUUUCCAGAAGAACUAUACUCUGACCACAGGUGUGGAUUUGGUGGUCAAGGUGGUGCCUGUUCCUGACACAAACGAUAGUGUGGAACUCUUCAUUUUUGACUCGGCCGGCAAGGAGCUGUUUUCUGAAAUGCUGGAUAAAUUGUGGGAGAGUCCCAAUGUCCUGUGUCUCGUCUUUGAUGUAACCAAUGAGCAGUCCUUCAGCAGCUGCAGCAAGUGGCUGGAGAAGGCCCGGGCCCAGGCUCCAGGCAUCUCCCUCCCAGGUGUUUUAGUGGGAACUAAGAUGGACCUGACUGGCCGACGAACAGUAGAUUCAGCGCAGGCCCGGGCAUGGGCUCUCAGCCAAGGCCUGGAAUGUUUUGAAACAUCCGUGAAAGAGAUGGACAGCUAUGAGGCCCCAUUCCACUGUCUGGCCAAGCAGUUCUACCAACUGUACCGAGAGAAGGUGGACAUGUUCCACACCCUGGUGUGAGGGUGUAGCAGAUCAUUCAGUAGGGCCAGUCAGGCUAGGCUGGACUGUGGUGAACCCAGCAUAGCCCUCCGGGAGACAGAAGAUGGAAUUGCCUACCACUUCCCAAAUAUCAUAAUGCCUUGAAAUAAAACAAUGAAAUGGUGUGGCCA
This is a messenger RNA of Nannospalax galili (Upper Galilee mountains blind mole rat), 986 nucleotides long. RefSeq names its product intraflagellar transport 27 (gene Ift27). Gene Ontology annotation, cellular component: Golgi apparatus. Gene Ontology annotation, molecular function: GTPase activity; GTP binding. The record is from RefSeq and is a predicted model, not a curated record. The transcript has 7 exons. NCBI's taxonomy places the organism in Eukaryota, Metazoa, Chordata, Mammalia, Rodentia, Spalacidae. Bases 277 to 837 code for a protein of 186 amino acids.